GAAAAAUUCAAACAUAAAACUGAAUACGACUAAGUAGACAUAGAAAUUUGUUUCAAAUAUAUGACAUUGGAAAAUUAUAUUCUAUUGGAAGUAGAAAGUCGGCUUGUUUUUGACCAAUUUGUAUUUUCUUCAAAAAUGUUUCCCACCUAUUCGAUCAAUGAUGUCGCCGCCAAUGAGGAAGUAGAUCAUACCCAGCAAGACUUAUCUUCAAAAGUCGAAGCCGAUAUGCAGUCGAUCAUUCGUUUGGCCUACCAGGAGAACGAGGCUCUGAUCCACCAAAAAGUUAUGAGCGCGAUGAAGCAACGCGAAGAGGAGUUGGCCAAGCUGUGGGAUAUUCGAUCAUCAUUAUCAAGCUUAGCGCAGAUCAGGGCUGCUCGUGAUGAGGAACUAAGAGCUCUAUUGGACCAAAUCGUUUCGAAUGCGGACAGUAGCGAUGAAGAUGAAGAAAAGGAAGAUCCCUUUUAAUGUCACCAUCAUCUGUUAAUUAAAUGCUUGAGUGGCCU
Molecule: messenger RNA, 503 nt
Organism: Drosophila melanogaster (fruit fly)
Lineage: Eukaryota; Metazoa; Arthropoda; Insecta; Diptera; Drosophilidae
Exons: 1
Coding region: 136-465 (109 amino acids)
Source: RefSeq, marked reviewed